GCGCGACUUAUAAUUGCUGUCACAGCGACGAUAGCAUUAGCUGUAUCGAAAAACGAGCAAAAUACAAAAAUAUUUGUUUCCUAGCUGAAGUUUAUUAUAUAUUGCCGCAAAUAUUAUCAUUAUAAAGCAAAAUACAGUGAGAGGCAAAGUUCUAGCGGAUUCAUAUUGGACAAACUUUGAAUGAGUAAGCCAGAAUGAGCUCAACAGAGUUGGAAAAAAGCACGAACGCGACUUCGUUCGUUAAUCUGCCAGUGGAUGACGGCUCACUAACCACUCCGAUGGCUAUCGGUGUGGGCAAAGCGAAUGCGGGCGAUAUUUCCAUGAGCGACGAGGAAGGGAGGGUUAUAACGACACUGGAAAGUCCAAAAUAUACUUUUACUUCCACGGCUUCUAAGGAUACAGUUAUAAUUCAUAGUCAAACUAUUAUCAGACCAGCUAAGGCAGGAUUGAAAGAGUUAGAUAAAGCGGGAAAAGAUGCAUCGAGCGCUAAGAAAACCGAAGAUUUACUAGCUAAAAUGAAAAGCCGGUUGAGUAAGCAGAUCGAUCUGAAACUGGUUACGCCUCCUAAGUCGCAGCAAUCGCCUGCGCAGGGCGAUACGAGUGGUUCUAUUGAAAUUCCACACGAUUUGAUACUGAGCAGUGACAUCCCGCAAACUCCACUUUCGUCAGCGGCAGCCGCCAAAGAAUUGGAGGAUCAUGAUUUAAUUGCUAUUCUAGAGGGAGAUGACGUUGAAAUAACGGAGAAUGCUACCGAGAUUGAGGUUAGGGUUGGCCGAGGUGAGGACGGCUCGUACAACGAUGAUCAGGUUUUGGAAGAGAUUCAAAUAUCUUUUGUGGAUGAACAAGAUGUUGAGCAGGAACAGAAGGAUCGAGAAAAGGAAAUAGCAAUGAGGCAAAUGGCAAAUUUGCCAAUUCUGCCAAAAGGCAGAAGACCUAAGAGCAAGACACAAGUACCAUUUCCUGUGAUUCCCAAAUCUCCAAAUGGACCACCGAAGUUGGUUACCAUUAAAGGGCAAACAACUAUCAAGCCCGUUCCAAGACCAAUUGUUAUCAAAAACGAACCCGAGGAUGAGAUCUCCCCACUCAAAAAACACAUACCUGUCUCGAAACCUGUUCCGAAGGUUACUCCGGUGGCUAUCCACAAAGCCCGUAUAAUGUCACCACCCGCAACACCAAAAACGGUUAUUCCUGCUCCGAAACCGUCACCGAAAGAUAUUAUCAACUCACUGGUAUCGGAUUGGGACGACGAACCAAUUGUUCUGAAAGAAGAGCAACUCAGUCCCGCAAAACAAUCGCCAAAGCAACCACGCGUUUCUACGAUGGGUCCUCCUCCGAUGGGCCCUCCUUCAAUUGAAGAACCGCCCAAACGAUCCCGUAUUAUAAAAAAGAAAAUUAUUUGGGAUCCUGACAAUCCGGAAACACAUAUGUCCUUCGCGAGUUUUGUGAAGUCCAACAGAGCCAGAACACAGCCUGAAGAACCGGAACAUAAGGACACGCCAGUCACAGCGCGACCGCCAGGUACAGGCUUUCGCCGGAAGCGAGCGGAAUCUGUAGCGGUUCACAUGAUAAAAGAUACUCCGUACAUACCGCCACCUUUUCUGAAAAGGGCAAGAACACCUGAACCCGUAAACAAAACCAUUCGUCCGAUCAGCAUCCCGAAGGGACCCACCAUUACACGCAAGAAAAAAAGUGAAAUUGAAAAACUUCUCGGAGAUGAGGGCGCCAUCAAUAUGCUAUACGAUGUUGAAUGUGAGAACAGCAACAAGGAUCUGCUGAAGGAUGCAGAUAUAAACUUGGAUUCCGACGAUGAGGAUGAGAAGCUGCAAGCAAAGGCGAAAAUAAUAACCGACGCGGUCAUCAAGCAAGGGACGUCUCCGAACGAAACCUCAACGCAUGUCCCGCGAGUUAGAACAAAACGUGCAUCGACACCCCAACAGCAAACAUCAGUGAGCCCAGCUCCGACAUUGACAACCACUGUAACCACCACUCGUAAAUCCGCAGGAACCGCAGGAAGUGGACCUGGCCGCAAACGUAAGCAGACUUCCGCUUCCGAUGAUUGGGACUAUGUGUACAGCUCCCGCAAAACUAAUGAUGACGCAAUGAUCAUUCGUCGACGCUCGAACAGCUCCUACUCCAGCUCGACCAGCCCGAGAAGAUUGAGUGUUGAGCAGCAAGCCGCCACAAACGAAACUCCGACGGAACCGGCUGAGAGUACAAGUUUUGAGUUCGUCAAACCAUCGAGUAAAAUAUCACCCAAACCAGGCAACAUUAAGCUCGACUCAUCGCUCGUUGCAAACAUGAAAGGAAAACUGAGCAAAGCCCUCGGAAAUAAACCCAACGUGAAUGACGCUUUGAACGUUUCGAUUCCGUCGUCUUCCUCCGCUAGAGAACCUCCGGAAAAGAAAGCUAAAGUAUCCCCUAAACCGAAGGUAAUGAAGAGUGAAACGAUUACAACAACUGUAAAAGUCGCGGAGAACGGCAACUCAAGCUUAUCCGGAGAGUCUACACAGGAUAAACUUGACGAACUAAAAUUGAGUGAAUUGAGUUGUAAACUUUGUGGCAAUUAUGCUGAGGUGGUGUUGGCACCCAAAGAGACCAAGCUUAAAGAUGUGUUCACAGUCGAGCUGAUGAACGAACUAAAAGACGUACUAAAUUCAUUGAAAAACGAUCCGAUCAUCCGGGUAGUGCUGAUACGCUCGACCGGCAAGCAUUUCUCCCGAGGAAUAGAUGUUUCGUACCUGAUCCAACCCAACGCUGAAAAGCGAAAAAAUGCUGCGCAAGUUUUCAGCGGUCAUUUGCGAAACUUCCUCCAAAUAUUGGCCUCGUUCAACAAACCAUUGGUGGCAGCUGUUCACGGGGACGUUCUUGGACUGGGCGUCACAAUGCUACCCCUGUUCGAGGUAGUUAUUGCUCAAGAUAAUUCGACAUUCUACACCCCAUACGCAGUGUUUGGUCAACUUCCGGAGGCGAUGAAGAUUUUCAGCACGAGCAAGAAUUUGAAGCCAAAAGCUAUUACAGAUUUACUAUAUCUUGGCAAGAAGAUAUCCGCAACGACCGCUUUGGACUAUGGUAUUAUAACAGACGUUGUGGCGUCGGAGAAGCUACAGGACAGGGCCAAUAGCAUCACAAAGAAGCUAGCAUCCCUUUCGUCGCAGGCACACAAAUCAAUCAAAUCUAAUCUACGACAGGAAUUGUUGGGCCGAUUGUAUGAACAACUAGUUUCCGAACAGAAGAAACUCUGCCAGCAAUGGGUCACACCGGAGUGUCAGGAAAAGUUCAAACAAUUCGUCUCCAGGGGUGGAGAGUGGUGAUCCAAUUAUCCGUAAAACAACGGCGCUAAGCGUGUCUCGUGGUAAACUCCGAUGGAUACAAAGCAAUUUGGGUGUAAAUAAGUGAGAAUAUUUUUUUCUAUUUUCUAUAUUUUUUUCUAAUUUUACCCAAUGCCACAAUCCUUUGAAUUAGUUAAAAACUUUUUGGGCGAAAUUGAAAAAAACGAUGAAUUGGCAACAUCGCUUUUGUAAUAUUUUUAUUUUAUUACACCAUUGAAUUAAUACUUAGAUGCAGCAUCAUCAGAUGAUUUGACAUGUUAUGACUUGAAAGUUUGAUUCUUGACUAUUCAAGAGUUAAUUGUACUGCAAUUGACGAAAUUAGUUUUUUCUCAUCUUGAAUCCUAACGUACAUCUUCGAAUGACUCUGUGACUCUCAGCGUCGAAGAGCCUUGUUAGUAAUAUCAUGUUUAGUGAAAUGCAAUUUUAUUAUACUUUCUUUUAUAAUAGUUUUAUGUCUACACGGGGUUUGUAGCAAUUAAAGGUAGCGAGAGGUUCUGAAAGUUGUGAAUUGCUCUGUCAAUAUAACUUUAGGAAGUUUUUUGUUGGAAAAAUAUCACACAAGCAGAGAUGUGGAGUCGGUUUUGAGGCCUUAUUUGGAUAUGUUUGAUAGAGAUCAUAGAUUCUAGUUCCAAGACAAGUAGCUUUUUCAUACUUCCCGAAAUUAUCCGCCAUUGACCUUCAUCGUCCAGCUUCAGUCACUACAAAUACACUGACUGUCGAUCACCGCCGUGAUACGGAAAUGGUGUAUAAUCUUAUCAAAACUACUACUUUUACUACGCUGAAACAUUCUACUGUUUCCCAACUGUGUUAAUUUGAAAUCAUCUUCUGUCGGUAGAAUCCAAAUGCCCAAAAUAUUUAUCACAGUUAUGGCAUGAGAAACUCCAAUGCAUCAGCUCACUCUGAUCGCUCCGUCAACAUUUUCACGACUUGCAACCAUGUUCAAAAAUACUAUCACAUCGUAAAAAAAGAUUCCUCUCCUACCCUGUCGUUGUCGACAAUUUUAGAGUUCAAGAAGCAAAAAAACUGUUGGAUUCUGAUAGUUGGAAUAGAUUAGAUACACAAGAUUUUUUGUUACUUUAAGACAUAUAUUUUUUAUUUCAUUUCUAUUAAUACUAUAAAAAGAUUAUAAUAAAGAUUAUUGUCAAACCUCGAUUUAGA
Messenger RNA from Toxorhynchites rutilus septentrionalis, 4487 nucleotides. RefSeq lists its product as uncharacterized. The record is from RefSeq and is a predicted model, not a curated record. The coding region runs from base 195 to 3311 and encodes 1038 amino acids. Lineage: Eukaryota; Metazoa; Arthropoda; Insecta; Diptera; Culicidae. The transcript has 6 exons.